Messenger RNA from Leucoraja erinaceus (little skate), 4047 nucleotides. Its product is annotated as integrin beta-3-like. Gene Ontology annotation, molecular function: integrin binding; fibrinogen binding; fibronectin binding. Gene Ontology annotation, cellular component: integrin complex; focal adhesion; cell surface. NCBI's taxonomy places the organism in Eukaryota, Metazoa, Chordata, Chondrichthyes, Rajiformes, Rajidae. The record is from RefSeq and is a predicted model, not a curated record. The coding region runs from base 96 to 2459 and encodes 787 amino acids. The transcript has 15 exons. Gene Ontology annotation, biological process: integrin-mediated signaling pathway; cell adhesion mediated by integrin; cell-matrix adhesion.
ACAUCCGACGAGGUGUUCACUGUUGGAGAGAUUCCGAGCUCGGAGGCUGCUCCCUUCACUUGCUGAGGAACACCUGGGACAUCAGAGCCGCGGCGAUGGGAGCGCACGGCUUGCUGUUGAGGCUGGUCGCUGUGGUAGCACUGUUCUGCAUCUCCACAGUCCGUGGCAGCAAUAUGUGCAAAGGAGCACUGACAUGUGCAACGUGCCUGGAGAUAGAUCCGUACUGUGCCUGGUGUUCACAAGAGGAUUUCGGAAAGGGCAGUGCUUCGCGAUGUGAUCUAAAGGAGAAUUUAAUUACAAAGGGUUGCAGAGAAAAUGCGACUGAAUUUCCACAGGGCUCCCUCAAAAUUCUUCAGGAUCUGCCUCUGAGUGAGAAAGGAUCAAGUGACCAACCGGACAAAACCGUGCAAUUCUCUCCUCAAAAGAUCAGCAUCAACCUGCGCCGAGGUGAAUCCAUGUCAUUCACGGUGCACGCACGCCAGGUCGAGGACUAUCCUGUCGACAUCUACUACUUGAUGGACGUCUCCUACUCCAUGAAAGAUGAUUUGAAAACUAUCCAGCAGCUUGGCACAAAGGUGGCCACAGAAAUGGCCAAGCAGACCAGCAACCUGCAACUGGGCUUUGGAGCUUAUGUGGAUAAACCAGUCUCGCCGUACAUCUAUAUGACAACAGCAGAGGAAAUCAAAAACCCUUGUAUCAGUAUUGGCAGUACAUGCUCGCCUGUGUUCGGAUUUAAAAAUGUCCUGAAACUCACGGAGGAGGUGAACAGGUUUAAUGAGGAAGUUAUCAAACAGCAGGUCUCGAGAAACCGAGACACACCUGAGGGCGGGAUGGAUGCUGUCCUCCAGGUCUCGGUGUGCACGGAGGAGAUCGGUUGGCGACAAGAAGCCACCCACAUGCUGGUCUUUGUCACUGAUGCCACAUCGCACUUGGCACUGGAUGGCAGGCUGGCUGGCAUAAUCCACCCCAAUGACGGGCAUUGUCACAUGGGGCUAGACAACGAGUACAACGCCUCCGCUUUUCUGGAUUACCCAUCACUUGCUCUGCUGACAGAAAAGCUCACAGAAAAUAACAUCUACCUCAUCUUUGCCGUCACCCAACCAGUCACGGAAAUAUAUACGAAUUACAGCAGGAUGAUUCCUGGUACCACUGUCGGGACAAUUUCCAAGGAUUCAAGCAAUGUCUUGGAGCUCAUUGUGGAUGCCUAUGAGCAAAUCCGUUCCCAGGUGGAAUUGGAACUUUUGAAUCUGCCUAAAGAGCUAUCAGUGUCCUUCGAUGCUUACUGUGGGAAUGACAAAUUUAUUCCAGGACAGAAAUUCUGCACAGGACUUAAGGUUGGAGACACAGUGAAUUUUACAGUGACACUGGAGGCCAGGGAGUGUCCAAAGGGUGAGCAGGUGAAGACAUUUACGCUGAAGCCGAUUUUGUUCAAGGAUAGUCUGGAGAUCACGGUUAAUUUCAGUUGUAGCUGCGGGUGUGAGAGUGAAGCGGUGGAGAACAGCAUGCUGUGCACCAACGGCAAUGGGACGUACGAGUGCGGAGUGUGCAAGUGCCUCCCUGGCCGCUUUGGGCCGUCCUGCGAGUGCAAGGAAGGGGAUAGCUUAUUGACUACACAGGAAACCUGCUCGCCCAAGAAAGGUGACCCCAUUUGCAGCAACCGCGGAGAGUGCAUUUGUGGACAGUGCGUCUGCCACAGCAUUGGCCAUGGCCUCAUAUCCGGACAGUUCUGCGAGUGCGAUGACUUUUCCUGUGGACGUCACAACGGGAAAAUGUGCUCGGGCAAUGGCCAGUGUCAGUGUGGAGAGUGCAGGUGCCUGCCGGACUGGACGGACAGUUUCUGCAACUGUAGCACGAAGACCGGGAGCUGUCGGCCCCCCGUGGGUUCUAUGUGUCAUGGCCGGGGCGAUUGUCAGUGCGGGAAGUGCGUUUGUGAAGGAGGGGCGUACGGUGACCUGUGUGAGAAAUGCCCCACCUGUCCCGAUGCCUGCACCUUCAAGAAACAAUGCGUGGAGUGCAAGGUGUUUGACACGGGCGAGCUGAAGGACGAGGGCAAGUGUGAGAAGGUGUGCAGGGAUGAGAUCCGGUAUGUGGAGACCGUGGACAUGAAAACCAAGGAUGGUGUCGUCUGCAGCUACAAAGACCAGAACGGCUGCAUCGUUCACUUUGGUUAUCAUGAAGAAACAAAUGGAAAAUCCAUUCUGUCAGUCAUUAAAGAACCAGAGUGCCAGCCCGGAGUGAACCCGCUGUACAUUGUCCUGCCUCUGAUGGGCAUCAUCCUCUUGCUGGGCCUGGUGGCCUUGCUGAUUUGGAAGCUGCUGAUCACCGUCCAUGACCGGAAGGAGUUUGCAAAGUUUGAGGCAGAACGAGCCAAGGCGAAAUCUGUCAAUGUGAACAACCCACUGUACCAAGGGCCAAUAUCAACCUUCACCAACCUCACGUACAGCGGCAAGGCGGACUGAAGGAGCGACGGCGAGGGAGCUUCCAAUGGCUUAGGCUGAGCACAUAAACCAUGGGGCUUGGGAAUUUAUUUUUCAAUAUGAUGGCAUUUCUUCACUGGCCUGACACACAGCAACAAUUGCACCUCUAAAACCCACCUUUAGCUGCACUGGACUGCAAGACCACCCUGCACCUGGUCUCCUGUGCCAGGAGGUCUGGGACACUUUCUAACCAGUGCCUUAAGCACUUAACUCGGGUUUGGCGGUUACUAAUCAUUGCUUCUGUUAACCACAGGAGAUACAUGCACUUUGCUUCAUGUUCCUGAAGGUUGGCUGGACAAAUGGACAAUUGGGCUGGAAAAGCAUAUUCCACAGGCGGGAGGGUGGUAAUUAUUGGCACAUUUUUAAGAUUAUUGCUAAAUGUAUCCGAUUAAGAAUUAGUUUUAGCAGCAGUAUGGUGGAGGCAGAUUCAAUAGUCAUUUUCAGUAGAUCAUUGAAUGUAUAUAUUUUUUUUGAUGAAGGAACUUCCGCAGGGUUGUAAGAAAAAGAGCGGUGUUACGAGUUUCAAAGGGAACAGCACAGAUUUAAUGGGUUGAAUGGCCUGUGUGUUACAGUGAAGUCCCUUAAUUCUGCAUACAAACCAGAAGGUCUUCAGACUGCUUGUUAAUGAGUGUUGAGUUUGAUAUUUAUUUGGAUUUCCCAAUUGGGCUUCAGAGGGGUGGGGAUAGACACAACAUGCUGGAGUAACUCAGCUGGUCGGGCAGCAUCCCUGAGGAGAAGGAAUAGGUGAUGUUUCUGGUCAGGACCCUUCUUCAGACUGCUCCUUCAGAGCGGUGGGGUUUAGGGAGGAGGGGGAACAAGACUGCCGGCCACCAUGGGCAUUGAGUGUGUAAUGACAGCAUGGAACUCCCAACAUGCUGUGCUCGGGGGAAGGUGGGGGGGUGGGGGUGUUGGUUCACUAUGUUUGAUCAUCUGACAGAGGACAAGGAGGAUCUUUCAUCUUUGGAGCCUGAUAUCUUCACGUCGUUGCCAAUUUUAGUGACAGAAAGGAAAAAGUGAAUGGAUCUGUCAGGGUCUGGAAGCUGAAAUAGAUAUUUUCCCAAAAUUCAUCGCUGACUAACAGUGCAGACGUGGUGGGAACUGCACAUUUGACUAUUUCAGUUGCUGGACCUUCACUCCCAUUAGAUCAAGUCCCUUCCCAAACACUGGAGAGCGUUGGGCUGCACUCAGGAAUAUUGCUCGAUACAGCAGUGACCGCUGAAUGCUGCCCCAUUCACAUUCCUCCUGAUGGCGGCUGAAGAGCAGAAGACACUGCCCCUGGGUGGGGUGAGCUGUGCUGGGUUUAGGCGGUCAGGCUGGUGAGGUUGGUAUCUCCCCCCCCCCCCCCCCCCCCCCCCCCCCCGUUAGUUUAGUUUAUUGUCACAUGUUCCGAGGUACAGUGAAAAGCCAUUGUUGCGUGCUCACCAUACAGCAGAAAGACAAUACACGAUUAUAAUCGAGCUGCUCAGUGUACAGAUACAUGAUACGGGGAUAACAUUUAGGAAAGGUAAAGUCCGAUCAAACAUAGUCCCUUUGUCACAUCCUUGUCUAACCGGGUUGAAGGGAGGGAGGG